This is a messenger RNA of Psylliodes chrysocephalus, 549 nucleotides long. NCBI's taxonomy places the organism in Eukaryota, Metazoa, Arthropoda, Insecta, Coleoptera, Chrysomelidae. The record is from the annotation of a GenBank genome assembly.
CAGAAUUUUGUUUCUAUAAUAAAAACCUGUACGAAAUUAGUCACACCUAAAAGGGAGAACAGUAAUAUUUUAAGAGUCUCUGUAAACGAGGUGAGCCCUUUUAUAAUACUAGACAAUUCAUCAAAAAAAGUUUCUGGUUUUGUUGGUGAUAUUUGGAAUGUUAUAGUAGAAUUUAAUAAAUAUAAUUAUACUUUAACGUCUGUUUCUUAUUACGAAGGAAUUAGACAAGCGGAAACUGGUGAAUCAGAUAUAUUUGUUGCACCUGUAGUUGCAAAUAGACAUAUUAGACGAAACAUUCGAAUUUCUCAACCAUACAUUAUCAACUGGUAUGAUCUUUAUAUGAAAUCACCUGAAACAGAAAUAAGUUCCAUGUGCUAUAUAACACCAUUUUCCAAUCGACUAUGGAUGGUUACUUCGAGUUCUUUUAUUUUAUUGACAGCUGUCACAUGGGUAACAGGCAGAAUAUUGAAAAGAAUUAACUCCGCUGAACCCAAUAUAUCAAUACCGUCUUGCUUUAUAGGAGUCAUUUCUGGAUUAAUGAAUCAAGGU